UGGUAGAUGGUAGGUCCCGUGCGAACCGGCCGUUUUUUUCCCGCGCCGGGCGCGAACGAAGCUUCCUGGAAGCUCACUCGGUUGAUCGUCUUCCUUGUCCCGCGUCCUCCUCCCUGCUAUAAACGCGAGCAUCGUCUUCUCCACCCCUCACCUUCCUGCCUCCUUCCUCCUACCUCGAUCCCUCCUCCGAUCCUCUCGUCAAUUCCAUCCCUCGGCUAUCUACAAGCUAAGGUAACACGUACCAUCGCGGUCGCGGCAUCGCCGCCAUGAAGCUUAGCGUGCCGUUCUUCGGCUCCUCCUCCGGCAAGAAGGUGACCAAUAAGAGGACGCGAUCAAAGGACGGCAAGAGCGGCUCCUUCGGCUCCACCACGUCGUCCUCGUCGGCGUCCGACGAGUGCGCGUCCGCCCUCACGACGCCGCGCACCGUCCUGCCGCUGCCGCCGGCGUCCGCGUCCGCGUCGGGGGCCGAGAGAAGACACCCGGCGGCGCCCCUGACGAGGGAGAACCUGGAGACCGCCCUGCGGCGGGUGGUCUCGAGCGAGGAGGAGCUGGCCGAGAUGCUCGCCGAGGCGGCGGGGUCCGGGGUCCUGCUGGAGGAGAUCGCGGCCGAGGCCCAGGCGGCGGCAGCGGACGAGGGCGAGCUCAGGGACACGUUCGCGGUGUUCGACGCCGACGGGGACGGCAGGAUCUCGGCCGAGGAGCUCCUCGCCGUGCUCGCCUCGCUCGGGGACGACCGGUGCUCCGUCGAGGACUGCCGCCGCAUGAUCGGCGGCGUCGACGUCGACGGCGACGGCUUCGUCUGCUUCAAUGAGUUCGCGCGCAUGAUGACGCAAGGGGUUUGAUAUGUCGGGGGCGCGCCUACUAGCUUUUUGCAGCUGUGUUCUUUGAUGCCGUCGUCGAUGGCCCUGUUUGGUUACCCGUGCCAGGGAGUCCUGUAAAUUUUGAGCAUUAAUUACGGUAUUAAAUAAAGUUAUUUUACAAAA
Panicum virgatum (switchgrass) is the source of this 983-nucleotide messenger RNA. RefSeq names its product probable calcium-binding protein CML36. The coding region runs from base 267 to 842 and encodes 191 amino acids. The transcript has a single exon. NCBI's taxonomy places the organism in Eukaryota, Viridiplantae, Streptophyta, Magnoliopsida, Poales, Poaceae. Gene Ontology annotation, molecular function: calcium ion binding. The record is from RefSeq and is a predicted model, not a curated record.